This is a messenger RNA of Fonsecaea erecta, 849 nucleotides long. RefSeq lists its product as hypothetical. Gene Ontology annotation, biological process: rRNA (guanine-N7)-methylation. The transcript has a single exon. Gene Ontology annotation, molecular function: rRNA (guanine) methyltransferase activity. The record is from RefSeq and is a predicted model, not a curated record. Gene Ontology annotation, cellular component: nucleolus. Bases 1 to 849 code for a protein of 282 amino acids. Lineage: Eukaryota; Fungi; Ascomycota; Eurotiomycetes; Chaetothyriales; Herpotrichiellaceae.
AUGUCUCGCCCCGAAGACCUUCUCCCUCCGGACCUGUACUACAACGACACCGCAUCGGCCAAAUACACGACGUCGUCGCGGAUCCAGUCGAUCCAGGCGUCCAUGACCCACCGGGCCCUGGAGCUCCUCGACCUCGACUCCCCCUCCUUGAUCCUUGACGUUGGCUGCGGGUCGGGCCUGUCGGGCGAGAUCCUGUCGGAGGAAGGACACAUCUGGGUGGGCAUGGACAUUUCGCCGAGCAUGCUGGACAUCGCGCUGCAGCGGGAGACCGUCGAGGGCGACCUGUUCCUGGCGGACAUGGGCCAGGGCGUGCCCUUCCGCGCGGGGGCGUUCGACGCCGCCAUCAGCAUCUCGGCCGUGCAGUGGCUGUGCAACGCCGAGACCAGCGGCGUGUCGCCCGAGGGCCGGCUGCGGCGCUUCUUUGACGGCCUGUACGCGUCGCUGCGCCGCGGCGCCCGCGCCGUGCUGCAGUUCUACCCCAAGAACGACGCCCAGCGCGCCAUGAUCUCCCAGGCGGCCGUGCGCGCGGGCUUCGGCGCCGGCAUCCUCGAGGACGACGGCGGCACCAAGAACGUCAAGACGUACCUCGUCCUCAGCGUCGGCGGGGGCGACAUCACCGACCGCGUCAGGAACAUGGACAACGUGGACAUCGAGGACGGCCGCCGGAUCCGGGAGGCCAAGAUGACCACGACUUCCCACAAGGGCGGGGCGGGCAGGCGGGGGCCAUUGGGUGAUGUCAAGGGCAGCAAGGCGUGGGUCAUGAAGAAGAAGGAGAAGAUGAGGAACAAGGGCAAAGUGGUCAAGACGGACUCGAAGUACACCGCGCGCAGCAGAGGGCCCAAGUUUUGA